Molecule: messenger RNA, 634 nt
Organism: Danio aesculapii
Lineage: Eukaryota; Metazoa; Chordata; Actinopteri; Cypriniformes; Danionidae
Gene: uqcrh
Product: cytochrome b-c1 complex subunit 6, mitochondrial
Exons: 4
Coding region: 96-368 (90 amino acids)
Biological process (GO): mitochondrial electron transport, ubiquinol to cytochrome c
Source: RefSeq, a predicted model, not a curated record
AAGCUCUUACCACUUCCGGAAAGUGUCACGCUGUCCUCCAUCGGCGCAAAUCUCAGUCCACAGAGGGUCACUUCAGGAAAAACUCCGGUCAAAUCAUGGUUUUCGAGGACAAAAUGAUCACGAACGGAGAACCAGAGGAGGAGGAGGAAGAGGAGGAGGAAGAGGAAAUGGUGGAUCCUCUAGAGACAGUGAGGCAGAAGUGUGAGGAGACAGAGCACUGUGCUCAUGCUCGUGAGCGGCUCGAGUCCUGCGAGACACGGGUGAACUCGCGCUCACAGACGACAGAAGACUGUACGGAGGAGCUCUUCGACUUUCUGCACGCCCGAGACCACUGUGUGGCCCACAAGGUGUUCCAGUCAAUCAAAUAAAUGAAGCAUCUCUGUGCUGUUUAUAAAUCAAUGUAUGCUUAUAGAAGUACAGCGCUCAGUUAUUUAUGUGAUUUUUGUCCCACAUUCAAUAAUUCACCGUAACCGGUCGGUUCUUUUAAAUCAUCCAUUUACCCAGGUGUGACUGACGUGGUAUUAACUGUGCUCUGUUUUCAUCUCUCAUAUGAAAUAAUUCAUCAUAGAUGGUGACACAGUUUGUGUUUAUGCUGAUGUAAAAUAACAGAACACAAUAAAGAGAAAACAAGUAA